Molecule: messenger RNA, 996 nt
Organism: Cyclospora cayetanensis
Lineage: Eukaryota; Apicomplexa; Conoidasida; Eucoccidiorida; Eimeriidae
Exons: 2
Coding region: 1-996 (331 amino acids)
Source: RefSeq, a predicted model, not a curated record
AUGUGGCCUCCUGUGGGGUCCCCAGAAGGGGGAGCCGAGGGAGUGCCAGAGAACCCUCCAGUUUCUAUAUUCUCUCAUAGAAUAACCCCAAGCGAAAUAUUGGCCAUAUGGCAUCUUCAGAUUUCAAAGAACUACUCAAAUAAUCCGGCCCCGUGCAGUUUGCCGGUUACAGAUCAGCAGCAACAGGUUGAGGCCGCUGAUGAGGGCUCACCCAAAGCUCCUCUCAAACCCCCUGCAUCCCAGACGGGGGGACGCCAUUCGGGGCAAGAGAAGAAAAAAAAGAAACCUGAAAAGGAACAAAGACCCUCGAGUGGCCUUCCAAAGAAGCACGCGUCCACCACAGGGCGCCACAGUCACCCAGCAGGAGGAAUCACUGUAGAGAACAACAUCUCUUUUGACUCGCGAGAGGGAAGCGCGGGAGCAACGAGCUUCCCAUUACCUGAGGGAGGAGACCCCGAUCAGGCUGUUAGAUCAGCAUUGGGUCAUGAAAUAGGGGUAUUAGGGGCAGAUGCAGUGGUGUCUCUAGUGCUGCGCACUUCGGCAUUCUGCAGAGAGCAUCUUAUUAGGCCUGACGUAACUGCCUGCCUUAUAAACUUCCUGGGGGUCCAGCUGCAGUGGCUUCGCUGCCAAGGGCUUCCUUCAUGUUUGCCCAUUGGUGCUGGGUUGUCCGAUAAGCUAGAGGAUGAGAAAAGAAAAAAAGGAGGUUUGUGGCCUAGGAGCCACAAGGAAACAGAAAACACUCCUUUUGCUGUAUCGAGGUGUAGCAUAGAACAGCAGCAGCAGACAAGCGAUAUGCUGAUGAUUGGCUCUGUACCGGACUGGCUUGAACCGUCCCUCGCUGGUUCAGCUUCUCCCGUUGAGGCAGCACUGCUGCAACGCUUUCUGCAGGAUACACUGAUAGAUUGCGCUCAGUUCUACUGCGCUGUGCUGCGACGCGGGCACUUUUCUCCUGGGGCCCCGCAGACCGAGGAGGCAGCGGUCGUGACCUCAGAUUAA